This is a messenger RNA of Doryrhamphus excisus (bluestripe pipefish), 8208 nucleotides long. RefSeq names its product GRB10 interacting GYF protein 1a (gene gigyf1a). Gene Ontology annotation, biological process: insulin-like growth factor receptor signaling pathway. The record is from RefSeq and is a predicted model, not a curated record. Gene Ontology annotation, cellular component: cytosol. Gene Ontology annotation, molecular function: protein binding. NCBI's taxonomy places the organism in Eukaryota, Metazoa, Chordata, Actinopteri, Syngnathiformes, Syngnathidae.
GGCGGCCAUGUUUUCCUAAACACAAACAACAAGAGGAGCAGCGACUAGCAGGCAGCAGCAUACACACACAAACACACACACAGAGAUCACGCAGCGGCGACCGUUGGAUGCGACCUCGAACAAAAACCAAGCGCAUCGAGCACGGCAGCGCGGCUUUCCGUCGAAUGAAUAACGUUUCCGGUGUUCGGAGAGACCAAAUUGCACGCAGUGGAUCGGCGGUCGACAGCCGGGUGGUUCAUAAACAAGUGAAGUGGCGCUGAGGACAGGAAGAUAAGGAAUUACCUGGAGGGUUUCUGCCUGUCCACAUUUAAGUUGGAGCAAGCGGAAAGGGCGCCAAGGGAAGGAAAGGAGGGAGGGAACGGCGAAGAGGAGUGUAGGUCGUGUUUGCUCCCGGCAGCUGCUCCAGCAGCCUGUUUUUGUUGUGUUUUUUUUUUUUUUUACAUGAUUCUUCAAAUGUCCUUGCGUUCCUUUUUUUAACGCACCGUUUCAUGUUAUAACCUUAAAUGUGAGGUCUAACUGCUGUAAAAACAUAACAGAGAGGAGACAUUACUGGCAAGUGUUGUUUUUUUUUGUUCCAUUGAGAAUUUCCAAGGUUGUUUUUGUUUUCGAUGUUUUACAAACUUAAUCGGCUGUGAGUAGCAGGAGCUUCCAUUCUCCAAUCUGUUGUUGUCAAAGCCCUUCCUUACAUACCGAACUGAUAACCUGGUAUCCCUCAAGCACCUACAACUGGCAGCUAUUCUUGUGGAUGUGUUUUUUUUUUUGUGGGGGGGGAACCCUGUGACCACAGCUUAAACACCACUCGGCCUUCUAGUCACCCAAGCCUAACUAAACCCAGCCAGCUCUAGCCUGGUCCAGCCCAGUCCAGCCUGCUCCGAUAUCUUUGGACAGGAUACUCAGUUCUGUGCGGACGUGAGGAAUAUGACUGCUGAGACUCUCAACUUCGGCCCAGAAUGGCUCCGUGCACUGUCCAGUGGGGGGAGUGUGACGUCCCCCCCUCCCUCCCCUGCCAUGCCAAAGUACAAGCUGGCCGACUACCGCUACGGCCGAGAGGAGAUGUUAGCACUUUAUAUCAAAGACAACAAGGUCCCAGAGGACAUGCAGGAUAAGGAGUUUGCUGCUAUUCUGCAAGAUGAGCCCAUGCAGCCGCUGGCACUGGUGCCUCUCACUGAGGAGGAGCAGAGGAACUUCUCCAUGUCUGUGAACAGCGUGGCCGUACUGAGACUCAUGGGAAAGGGGAUGGGCGGGCCUCCCCCGGCCGGAGUUACUCGAGGACGAGGCGCCCCGAGAGUCGGCAGAGGCCGGGGCCGCGGUGAAGGUGGAUUCUACCAAAGAAGUAUUGAAGAUGUGGAGGUGGGUUUUGGUCGCAGCUCACGAGAGAUACAUCGUAGCCAGAGCUGGGACGAUCGGGGUGAGCGUCGAUUUGAGAAGCCGCUCCGACGGGAGGUGGGGCGUCCUGGUUUUGAGGAGGGCCCCGUGGGCCCUGGGAGGAAGGAGUACACAAGGGCUGACAGUGAUAACUGGCGCACCCUUCGGGAGGAGCAAGAAGCAGAGGAGGGGGAGCCAGGAACCAAUUGGAGACAGGCUGGACCCCGCAGGGACGAUGGUGGUCCGCGCUCAGCAGGCUGGCGGGACCAUGCUGGUCCGGGUGAGAGUCGCCGUCGCAAGUUUGACUUCGACUUCCGGGACUCAGAGGGGCACGGUGGUGGACGGCGGCGUGCCGGUAGCGAGGGGCUGGAGGAUGACCGGGACGGCUUGCCUGAGUGGUGUACUGAUGAGGAGGAUGGGGAAAUGGGAACUUUUGACUCCUCUGGAGCAUUCAUGCCAAUGAAGAAGGGUGGCAAAGAUGCCAUCCUGGAGGAGGAAUUAGAAUUCAAGGGAAUUGAGGAGGAAGAAGAGGAGGAAAUUCUUGCUGAGAUUGAGAGGAACUCUGGUGAUGGCGACAAUGACAAAGAAAGUAAAGAAUCCACCUCGACUGCGGUUGACGGGGAGGCAAAACCAGCAUCACCUACUUCCUCCCCUCGUAGCCAUGGUGCCCCUCCAUCCCUUGAGCUCCAGCCCAGCAGCACUGGCCCAAUGGUGGAUAACACUCCGCUGAGCAACAGCCACCCUUUAAAGGACAGUAGCACACCAAGUGAAGAUGUGGCUCUAGUGAGUGGAACCAAAACCCAGGCGAGCCCCAACACUGCCACCUCCACAACUUUGCCUCCGCCGCCUCCAUCUUCUGCUGCUCCCCUCCUCCCCCCAUCCGGGGGAGGAGACAUUGAGGAUGAUGAGGGCAUGAAACACCUGCAGCAGGAGGCAGAGAAGAUGGUGGCAUCGCUGCAGGACACCUCUUUAGAGGAGGAGUGUUUUACGCAGGCUCUGCAGCAGCAGCAGGAAAGUAGGAACACUGCAGCUGCUCUGCCGCUUUCGCACGAGGCCUCCAUGAAGUGGUUCUACAAAGACCCACAAGGAGAGAUCCAGGGUCCUUUCACCACUGUGGAGAUGUGUGAGUGGUUCCAAGCUGGCUACUUCACCAUGACACUCUUGGUGAAGCGGGGCUGCGACGAGGGCUUCCAACCCCUGGGCGAUGUCAUCAAGAUGUGGGGCCGUGUGCCCUUCGCCCCGGGGCCCUCCCCUCCGCCCCUCCUGGUGAGACAGCCACCACCAACGCAGCGCCCGCAGCCCACCCGGGGGCCCGCCGGGACUGUGAGUCAGAGCUCAGCCAACAUAGAAGAUGGGAAGGGGUGGAUGCAGAAGGGAGGGAAGAUGGAUAGACAGGGCACGGGGAACCUGGACCAGGAGCGGCUCAAAAAACAGCAGGAGUUGGCAGCGGCAGCUCUUUAUCAGCAGCUCCAACAGCAGCAGUUAUUCCAGCUCAUUAACAGGUGCAGUGAGCAGAGUAUGAUGCCUUCGAUGAACAGGUCGAUGUCAGUGCCAGAUACAGGGUCCAUGUGGGACAUGCAUACCUCAGCUUCACAGCCGUCAGGUGGUGAAGCCAGUCUUUGGGACAUAACAAUGAAUCCUUCUACUCAGGGUCCAACUCUGGAACAGCUUCAAAAGCUGCAGGAGAGGCGAGACGCUGAACUCAGGGCGAAGCGUGAGGAAGAGGAGCAGCGUAAGAGGAGGGAGGAGAAGAGGAGGCAGCAGGAGGAACAAAAGAGAAGGGAGGAUGAAGAACUCUUCAGACGCAAGCAGUGUCGUCAGCAGCAGGAGCUAAUCAUGAAGCUGCUGCAGCAGGGCCCCCAGCAGGGCCCCGGUGCUGGCAGCUCAAGCUGGAGUGGAGCUUCCUCCUCUGGACUCUCCAAGACGGGGAAAUCCCAAACUCUCACUCUGCUGGAGAUGCAGCAAGAGACCGAAAGACUCUUAAAGCAGCAGCAGCAACAGCGAGCCCAGCAGCAGAGGGACCGGCACUCUUGUCUAUCCAUGGGGAGUGCCUCCAUCGGAGGCCAGUGGGCGGAUGGCAUUGGCAUUUGGGGCGGGCCUGGUGGCAUGGAAGGCAAAAGUGGCAGUAGCGGCAUGGGCAUGUGGGAGGAGGCUGUGAAGAACCAGGCCAGCCUCCGUGGCAACAGCAACAACAACCUCGGCUUAAAGAACAGCCGCAGCAGCCCCUCACUCAGCGAUCAGUACAUGAUGCGUCGUAAGCGGACAGACGAGGAGGAGAAGCUGCUGAAGCUCUUGCAGGGCAUGAAGCCUCAGGACGGCUUCACUACCUGGUGUGAGCAGAUGCUGCAUGCCCUCAACGCCUCUGCCAACAACUCCUCUUCUCCUCUGGAUGUUUCUACGAUUGUGACUUACCUGAAGGAGGUGGAGUCUCCCUAUGCAGUGUUGGACUUCAUUCGGUCUUACCUGGGGGACACAGUGGAAGCCAAAGAGUUCGCCAAACAGUUCCUGGAGCGACGUGCCAAACAGAAAGCCAACCAACAGAGACAGCAGCAGCAGUUAUCAAAGGAAGUGGCUGGUCUGAACAUGAACUUCCCUCUGCAGGACUCCAUGCGAGGUAUGAACCCAAGCUCCCUGCAGUCUAUGUUCCAGGCCAACCACAUGGGAAAGGCCAGUCUCUAUGACAACCAAGGAGGGAAGAUGAAAAAAAAACAGCCCAUGAUGCUGCACCCUGAUCCCAGCAUCUUAGGCUACUCAUUCCAUAAUACGGCCGAGUGUCUGAGCCUGAAUGAAAUGGAGAUGGUGGAGGAUUACUGAUGUGACGCAGCGCAGCAGCAAUAGCUACCUGAGGCCUUCUGUCUUUUAAUCAGACAAACCUGAUGACGAAUGUGCACUGCUGGGGGAACCUGGGGAUGGGGAUUUUGGGAAGGAAGGGAGCAAGCCUGAGAGGAGGUGCAGCGUGAUCGGGUGGUUGCAGGGGCGUGUGGCGAGGGCCGCUCCCUCCCGACACCUACUUCUCUUGUUAUGGUUAUGAUAAAAAUGGGGCUCCUUGCUGCACCAGUUGAUCACUUGAGCAGGGCCAAAGGGGGAGGGGGGGUGUUUCAAAGAAAGGUGGGUAUCCUCUGGCACUCAACAUUUUAAGCACCUUAUAAUGAACUAAUGCACUUUAAUGAGAUGGGAUUUGAAUGAUUUUUUUUUUUGUGUGUGUGCGCGCAUGCUCAGAAUCAGUGUCCACCACACCCAGUAUGUGUGUGUGAACACAGUCUGUGUGCAUCGCAACUGGAAGUGUAGGGAGGGAGAGCGUCGGGUGAGCUUUUCAAAGUUGGGGACCUUUAAGUUGAGAGCAAAUCCUUUUCUCGAAAGACAAAACACUGUUGAUAUUUCUUGUUUUGCAUUUUUUUACGUUUAUAUAAAAAAGUAAAGCUAUUGAAAAACGGAUCAUAAAAAACUUGAAGAUUUGCACUUGCCUAAAAAAAGACAUGAUAAAAACAAAAAAAAAUGGGGGUUAGUUGUAGAAGUGGAUAUUUUUGUGAAUGUGUGUGAAUGACUGAUGUGUGAUGAUUGGUUCUUGUCAGUAAUAUACCAGUCUGCACAAUGUCUUUCUUUUCUUUUGUUUUUUUUUAAGUUGCUUACCAAUAUGUGUGCGACAUAAGAGGCCAUUUUUGACUUUUUAAUUUUUUUUUUAUUUUGUACCUUCAUGUUUGUGUGCUGUAUGUGGUUGAGUUAGAGAAAGAGAGAGGGUAAUUGCACAACACAUCCUUUCUCUCACCUUCCUCUUAACCCCAUUUAGGCGAUAAUGAAAUGCAUACACUUGUAAAAUGUCAGCUUUGUGCUCAUCACAUGAUGGCCACCGCAAGUUCAUCUCCUUUGGUUGCGUUCGGAUGCGAGGCGAAUCACAGGAGACCGCGUUCUGUGUGUGUUUUGUGCGUGUGUGUUUUCAUUCACUGUUGAUAGAAAUGAGACAAGACUACAGGUACUCAUUUUGAAUACAUGUGCUUUUUUUGUGUAUGAAUGCACAUUUGUGCCUAUGAACUUGGAUCGGGUGCAUGGCCAUUAAGACAUUAGCUCUUUUUUGAGAGUGAGUGUGACGUGUCAGUGCUCAGCACAGUGUAUGUAAAGUGUGUACGUUCUUUUGAUAUAAAUCUAUAUCGUAAAUGUUUCUAGUUUGGUCGAGGGGUGAUCCAUCGGAAGGUUAGUGCGUUACUUUUCAUGGGGUGUGAUCACGUUGCCUUUUGUCAGCUCUCGAACUUGUGAAUGAAAGGUGUCGAGUUUUUGACUCUUGAGAAAAACGAUAGAGCAUCUUAAUGUGCAGGUGCACAUCACGGUGCAUGUCAUGUUAGCAUUGUGUUACUUGUUCGUUGUUGCAAUUUGAUAAUGACGAGUUUUCUUUUUUAUGAGAAAUAUAUAUGAACAUAUACAUUAUAUACAAAGUUUAAAAAAGUAUUUGGACUAAGAUAAUGAGCACUUCGGGCUGCUAUUUUUGUUGGGUUUUUUUUCUUAAUUUUUUUGUUUCAUUGUCACCAUGUGAAGUGUGUUUGUUUCUUAAGAAAAUAUUGAAUGUAUUCCAAAAAAUGACAAGAAACACGUGCUGAUAUUUUUUUCCUCAGAAGAUUUCAAAAAUGGAAAGAAAAUACAAAAAAGCUUCAAAGAUUUUUUCUUUUAUUUUAGUAGACAGUGGAGGAGGAAAAAAAUAACUGGGAUAGAUACAGUUGAACACACUGCCUCUAUAAUCCUGGUCGACAAAUGGUGACUAAGAAUUUAAAGAAAGGACUAUUUCUAUUCCAUACUGGAUUUUUGUUUGUUUACAAACCACAUGGAUAUCCGUGGGUGCAUUUUUUUUUUUUUUGGAUCAUCUUUUUUCAUUUAUUUUCCAUGUUAAGUGGUUGGGGUUUGAAAGUGCGCUUCUGCCAUAUGGAUAUUGAGUGCUGUUGGUUUUUGAGGAAACAUGGACAUAAGACAAAUCCUCCCAACUGGAGCUUUUUGGGACUGCCGUGGAUCCUGAAAUGUGGAGCGGAAUGGGGAAAUCCCAGGAUUGGUCUCCAUUGUGUUUUUUUUUUGUUUGUUUUUUUUUUUUUACGUGUGGAAUGGAGUGCGGGCGACACCAGUUGGAGAAGGUAUUGAGAGGCAAUACGAGUUUUGGGCUCAGUCCUCGCCAGCACUCACCCUGCCCUCACCAACUCACCUAUGCACUUUUGUUCAAUUCAAGCUGUGAGGUACCAUUUUUGGAGGGAUGGGAGCACAACGGGAGGAAAUAUAUUCCUAAAAUGAACCGUAAGACUGGAGUCUCCUGUACAUAGCAUAUUUUUGUAUCACCUGUCAGAAUGGACGGAGAGACAACUUGCAAACAGAUGAAGGAAAAGUCAUGAUGGAGUGAAUGUUUUAGAGAAACAACUUUUUUGAAAAAAAAAAAAUCAAAUUUUUUUUUUAGACUUUUCCCAUGUCAGUUAUUGGAUGGGGGAAGGAAAGAACAGAACCGAGCAGCUCCAGGACUCUUAGUAAAAUGGAUGUUGCAGUGGCCACAAGAUUGUUUUCGAGGACAGAGAUUUUUGAAUUUUGUUUUUGUGGCGUUGUCGCUGAUGCUGACUAUCCUGAGAGUGACCACGUGAGGGGGAACCUUUGGUUCUGGAGCGUGGCUGUGCUUGCUGCCCUCUGCAAAGAGGAUCUAAUCCACGGUCAACCUGUCGACAAACCCAUAGCGGCCUCCUGCAUGGACCAGCGUGGUGCCACGAUGACACCAGAAGCUGCAGGAAUCCAUCAAGAUUUGACCUUGACCUUGACACGAUGUCACCGACCUCGACCUUGGCUGGUCCUGAGGUUUUCCUAACCUAGCGGCACCAGUCUGGACAGCAAGGACAGAGCCGGGGUUGGUUCUAAGCGAACGAGAAGCCAACAUGAAGCCGUGGGUUUGGUUGGACUGAAGACUUGUACAAAAAAACAAACGAAAAAAAGAAACAAACUUUGACACAUGCUCAUACCUACACAUAACUCCGCGCCACAUAGAUUCCAAAGGAGUUAGAGAAACACUUACAGUGGGUCUCUCUCGCUCUCACACAAACACACACACACACACACAUACACACUUGCCAUCUCAGUUAAUAUGGGGCUUUGUAAAUAAUGUAUACCUUUGUGUUUUUGAGGUCCCCCCUCCUAGUGAGUUUUGCUUUAAUUCUCCAGUUGAACAUGCCUUAACAUGCCAUAGGUCCUGAAUGGCGAACUGAUCAAAUGGAAUGAUGAGUACAAGUCGGACACCACUUUGAGAAAUGACAUCACGAGCGCUAUUGUGCGUUUCUUCAGAACAGAGCGACAUGCUUUUCUUGACCUUGAUAGUGUAUAUUUGUCCUUUUGUUUGGCUGCUGGUUGUUGUUUUUUUUUGUUUCUCAGAUUUUCUUUCAUUAAAGAGUGGAUUUGUUGCAAAAUGACUGCAGCCGGUGCAGACUCAAUAAAAGGGUUGAAGUCUGUACUGUUUGGAGCUGAGCUGAAAAGGCCCAAAAGCAAAUAUCCUGAAUUUGGUGAAAUAGUGCAAUAUGGUAAAUUCAAUUUGACCUGUGGUACAUUGGAAACAGAUCAUUUGCUGCACUGCAAACCAAUAACCCCAAAGAAGAAAUGGGACUGCUUUAAAAUUUGAUCUGGUUGUCUGUAACUCUCAAUGAAAUCAAUGGAACUAAUUGGAAGAAUUAUGAGGGAAAUUAUCAGCUCAGUUCCAUUCGCUUAAAAUCUGCCUUUUUUGCACAAAAAGGCUAACAGCAUAAACUGAUAAAUAUUCUGAGGGGGAAACGAGCAACCGAAGGAUAUGUAAAUAGUUUUGUUUUCUGUUUGAAGAACAAAAUAAAUGCUAGUAGUGAGCAA